UACCGUGAACACUUACCUCUUUGCAUAUGACUUAAUACAGUUCUGUGGACAUUCCUGGAUUUUUACCAAUAUGAUCAUCAGGUUCAUGUCAUUUGGCAAAGAUUCGUUGGCCGACACAUUUUACUCCAUAGGACUCGUGAUGCGCCUUUGCCAGCUGUUAGCAGUACUGGAGAUCCUGCACAUCCUUGCUGGUAUUGACAAAAGUCGUCUCUUCCCUCGUUUUUUGCAGAUCACUGAGAGAAUAGUUGUUUUAUUUGUCGUCAUUAACAGCCAGGAAGAAGUUCAAGGGAAAUACGUUGUGUGUGUCUUAUUUUUCCUCUGGAAUCUAUUAGACGUGAUCAGGUACACCUACAACAUGCUAGCAAGGACAGGAAUAUACUACCUACCACUGACAUGGCUAAACUUUUCACUGUGCAUCCUGCUGUACCCCCUCUCAGUGCUGGCUAAAGCGUUUGCAAUCUGUGUAUCACUGCCCUAUUUUGAAUCCCUUGGCACGUACUCCAUCAAGCUGCCCUUUCCAUUCGCCUUCUCCAUCUACUUCCCCUAUAUCCUGAAAGGGUACUUGCUUGUGCUGUUCAUAGGUAUGUACUUCAUUAUCCAGAACCUCUUCUCAGAAAGAAAAGCUCACCUAGCAACACGCAGUGUCAAAAAGAAGCAAAGCUAA
Messenger RNA from Nothoprocta perdicaria, 664 nucleotides. It is a transcript of the gene HACD4, whose product is annotated as 3-hydroxyacyl-CoA dehydratase 4. Gene Ontology annotation, cellular component: endoplasmic reticulum membrane. The record is from RefSeq and is a predicted model, not a curated record. NCBI's taxonomy places the organism in Eukaryota, Metazoa, Chordata, Aves, Tinamiformes, Tinamidae. The transcript has 6 exons. Bases 71 to 664 code for a protein of 197 amino acids. Gene Ontology annotation, molecular function: 3-hydroxyacyl-CoA dehydratase activity. Gene Ontology annotation, biological process: sphingolipid biosynthetic process; very long-chain fatty acid biosynthetic process; fatty acid elongation.